Molecule: messenger RNA, 2442 nt
Organism: Closterium sp. Yama58-4
Lineage: Eukaryota; Viridiplantae; Streptophyta; Zygnematophyceae; Desmidiales; Closteriaceae
Source: the annotation of a GenBank genome assembly
AUGAGUCCCAGACCUAGUCCCCACGGAGACCCGCCGCAGCCGCAAACGCGCCUGACGUCUCCAAUCACAUCCGCCUUCGCCGGCGGAUCGAGCGCGAACGCCGAUGCGUUCUUUAAUGUCACUUCGUUUAGUAGUAGUGAUGCUGUGGCCGGUCCUUCUUGGAGCGCUCCCAGGCGCGCCGACAGGGUGGGGAAAGGCGCCAAAGGCGGGCCGGAGAACGCGCUGCACGGCUUCCGCGGGGUGCGGCAGCGCAGUUGGGGGAAAUGGGUGGCGGAGAUCCGCGCGCCGCGCAGCAAGAAGCGCAUCUGGCUGGGGUCGUUCGCUGACGCGCGGACUGCUGCGCUGACGUACGACCGCGCAGCGCGGAAGCUGUACGGGGCGCGCGCGCAGCUAAAUUUUCUCGAGGGAAGUGCAGCUUUCGCGCCCGCCAACAAUCACCCUGACGGCGCAAGCUUUCCCGCCGCCGACGCGCGCAGCGGGUUGAUCAGCAGCGGAAGCGGCAGCGGGGGCAGCGCUAGCGACAGCGAAGGCGGCGCCUCCGCAGGCGUGAUCGCCGACGGCGGCGGAGGCGGCGAGAGAACGAGCCGCUCCGUCGAAACGCCUGCGCUCGUACGUCGUUGCGCGUCGAGCGACGACGCGACGCCCCCGUCACUGGCGAGGCUCGCGUUAACCGGCGGCGCGCCGUUGCUAACGCGGCGCGACUCCGACCCAGAAGAGAGCGGCGUUGGUUCCGUCAUGGCGGCGGGCUCUCGACCCGCGGCGCUCAACCCAGGAACUCUCGCUGCAGCGGCGAGAUGUGACUACAUCGGUGCCCUGCCACUGCCCAGCAUGACCUUCAAAGAAAUCUUCAACCGCUCGUGCCCGCCGCUCACCGCCCCCGCCGCGGCGUCUACCUCCGUAUCCGCGCUCGGCGCGCGCGCCCCGUCGGCGGAGAAGCGGGGCAUGUGGCAGGGGCCGGUUGAGUCGUUCCGCGCGCCCGCGAGUAGCGCGGGGCGCGUCGACCCGUCGGCGGAGAGCACGGAGCUGGCGCACGGGGCGCAGCAGACGGAGGGGACGCGCGCUGGGUGGAGCCAUGGCGGCAGCGUUGCGGGCUCCAGCGUUUUGAAUAGGAAUCCGAAUCUUCAGAACCAGCUCUGUGAAUCGAGUCAGGGUUUUUUCGCUGUAGCGGGGAACGAGGGGUUGAACUUGGGCUUUCCUGCGUGCCCUGCUGUGUUACCCGCCCAGCUGAGUCAGCAGCCGGCUUUGACGGUGCGUGGGGGGCUUGUUCCCUAUGGCAGCAUUUUUGCAAGACCCCCAGUCAUGUCAGUGGGAGGUACAGAAGCAUCUGGCAUGGCGGCGCCUUGGGGUUGUGGCGCAGCAGUCCCGUGGAUGCAUGAAGGAACGAUGGAGCAGCAGGGGGCGAUGGUGCGGGCUCUGAGGGAGAGCAGGGCGCAGCUGGUGCGCGAGCAGAUGGGCAGCAGUGGUGGCGCUGUGACUGCUGGGAACGCUUGGCCUGCUGGCACUGCUGAGAUUGCUGGUGCCGGGAUGCCAGCGAGAACAGUGGAGCAGCAGGGGGCGAUGGUGCGGGCGCUGAGGGAGAGCAGGGCGCAGCUGGUGCGGGAACAGAUGGGCGGCAGUGAUAGUGCAGGGGCUGCUGGGAACGCCUGGUCUACUGGUGCUGCUGGGAGUGCUUGUGCGGAGGCAUGGAGUGGCAAGGAGAGCAGGGCGCGGCUGGUGCGGGAGCAGAUGGGCACCAGUGUUGGGGCUGUGACUGCUGGGAACACUUGGACUGCUGGGAGUGCUGGUGCGGGGGUGUGGGGUGGCAGGGGCAUGGAUGGGGCAGAUGCGGUGCAGGGUGGGGGAGCAGGCAUGGAGCAUGGCAUGGAGCAUGGCAUGGAGCAGGGCAUGGAGCAUGGUGGUGUGCUGGACGCAGCAGCCAUAGAGCGCAUGCUGCAGCUCUCAGAGGCCCUGCUCGGCCCAGCGGACCCUCCUACUCAUGGCCCUCACGCCGCACCUCAUCCUGAAGGCUCUGAUGACCGUCGUGCCCGUGUGGACACCCCUCAUGGCCCUGUGAUCCCUCACGCCUCUUAUGCUGCUGCAUUUGAGGAUGCCAGUGCGCUGCUGGCAUGUAGUGACUACCAGCGUCUCAACAGUGGAUUGCCUGAUGCUGUGUCUCGCUCUGUGCCUGACUCUCUGCCUGGCUUUGUGCCGCAUGCUUCUGCUGCUGCUGCUGCUGCUGCCGCUGUUGCUUGUAAGCCUGUAUGCGAGCUUGCAGACCUGGUGCCGACUGUGUCCCCGUCCCCCAUGUGCAUGGGAGGGGAGUUCGCACUACCUGGCAGCAACUACCUGCUGCCUCCUGCAGUGGGUGUGGCGCCAUGUGCGGUGAAUACUCUCACCAUUGAUGCUGCCCACGGCCAGCCGUGCUUUGACGAACUGCUGUCCCCAAUGCCCAGGCUCUGGUGA